UACAGUCGGCAUUUCGGGCCGAAACCCUCUGGCAGUCGACUGUACGUUUUUCCAUAGAUGCUGCCUACCCUGCUGCGUUACUCCAGCAUUUUGUAUGUGUCGCUCGGAGUUCCGGCAGCUGCAGAUUUUCUCUUGUUUGUGUAUUCAACAUAAGUGUGAUUUUGUAACGGCCAAGUCCCAAAUAAAUCGAAGGAAGGAAGAGGAACUUGGCCACACGCAGUGAUCUUCUACAACGUAAGCUCUUUGACCUGUAAUGUUAACUCAAGCCGAGUGCAGAGUAUUUUCUGUCCUUUGUAUCGCUGAUCGUGGCUCCUCCUCGCUUCCACCGGCCGCGAACCGCGCCUGCGCACAGACUCCGGCGGUAACAACCAUGAGCGCCAGACCAUUUAAAGUGAAGAGUUUGCACAAUAACACAAAUUAUGGAAUCGUGGCCCACAGCUUGGACGAGCUGUUACAAAAAGGAUGUGAGAAAUUGCAGCUGCCACCAAACAAAUGCCGUGUGUGCCUAUCAGAAGAUGGGACAGAAAUUGAUGCAGAGUAUUUCUUAACCUUGAAGGAUAACUGUGAGGUCAUCAUUCUGGAGGAAGGACAGGAGUGGAAAGAAGCGUUUCUUGUCUCUUUGGAUAUUGUUUGCAAUUCAUUGAAUAGUAAAGAUAGUGAAAAACUAACUCAGGUUGCAAACCAAGAGCUUUUGGGCGAGAGAUCAGCCAAGAAACGGAAAUUGCUACAGGAAUUUAUCACGUUAGCUGGUGAAAAUAUUUCAGCUGAAAACCGUUACGAAGAUCCAGCUUGGUUUAAAGGUGUGAAACCACAAUUCGAAACGAAAUCACAAUACAUGAGGUACAACUGUACCUGUCGAAUGAGAAAUUAUCUGAGAGAGGUUAAGGAACAUGGGAAAAAACUUGGUGGAGACAUAGGGGAAGUGUAUGAUUCUUUUGUAAAAAGAAUCGAGAGACACCUUAAAGAUAAGCGUUUCAAUGAAUGGUACUUUGACAGGAAUGCAGCAAAAAAAGAAGGAACGCCGCUUUGUGAUUCUAAGGGAGAAUUUAAAUGCCAGGGGUCUUAUGACAAAAGUUCCUGUGAAUUUCAUCAUUCCAUUAAUCCAUAUAGUAGCAGGGAAAACAGAAUUGCAUUCCGCACCUGGAAUCUGGAUCAUCAGGUAGAGAAGAAACGGGUUAUAGUUCCAGAUAUCGUCAAAGCUGUGGAAAAUCAGGACACGAAUGAUAAGAAGGUUAUAGAAUUUUAUGAACUCUUGUUUACUAUAAAAAAUCUGAAGCUCGUUGACAACGUCUGUCAUGAUAAAACGAAGCACAAUCUUACUGCAUGAUUUAUCUCUGAUGUGCAAAUGAAAGUUGAAUAUAUGUAAUGAUUUUAAGAAAUGAUGUAAUCAAUAUCAAAUUGUGCACUUUUUUAUCAUUUUAUCAACAUGAUCAUUGACCAUGAUUACUGUCUAUGACAGAUUAUUUAACAUUGCUGAAAUAAAUAAAAUUAUUUACUUUCAUCUCAUAG
Molecule: messenger RNA, 1509 nt
Organism: Mobula hypostoma (lesser devil ray)
Lineage: Eukaryota; Metazoa; Chordata; Chondrichthyes; Myliobatiformes; Myliobatidae
Gene: dffb
Product: DNA fragmentation factor, beta polypeptide (caspase-activated DNase)
Exons: 7
Coding region: 254-1327 (357 amino acids)
Biological process (GO): apoptotic DNA fragmentation; apoptotic process
Cellular component (GO): nucleus; cytoplasm
Molecular function (GO): DNA endonuclease activity
Source: RefSeq, a predicted model, not a curated record